UUUAAUUUGCUCGGCCACGUAAGUCAGGGUCGUAUUUUUCGUCUUAAAAUAUAUUAAUUACGUUAAUUCACAAUAAAGGUUAAUAUGUGAGAAUGCUGUAAUAUAUAACAGAAGUAUAUUACUAGUGUUUUGUGUUAAAGUCACCGUAUUGUAGAUCGACAAAUCAUGUCUAAUUUGCCACCUAAUCCGUUUGUAAGCCAGCCUGGAGCGAAUGCAAACCCUGUGCAAGCCUUUAACCAUAAUCAAUACGCUCAAGUACCAUUGGGUCAGCUGCCCCCAGGAUAUGGAGGACUGAAGGACAACAAUUCAAAUAGUCCUCUUCAUGGAACAAUAUCACCUCAAAAUAAUGCUAUACAAAACAUAAACAACUUCAAUCAAAGUGCCAGUAGCUCACCAGCUUUCAAUCAGCCUGGAUUGGUGCAAGGUGGAAUGCAAGGUUCGCCAAUGAGACCUUUUCCACAAAGCUCUCAACCUCUAAAUCAGAUAUCAUCGCCUAGUCCUGUUUUUGUUUCCAAUCCAAACCCUUAUACCCCUAACUAUCAACCUCAGAAACAAAUCAACGAUAAUGUACCACCACUAGUACCCCCUAGUCAACAUAAUCAACCCCUUGUGAAUGGGCCUCCUUUGGCUGCAUCCAUGCCAAACCCAACAUCUAGUAGCUACAGUCCUGUGCCUCCAUUAAAUAGGCCUCCAGUAGGAGGAUAUGGCCCCAGUUCAAUCAAUCAAUAUGGUCCAGCUCCAAAUACAAAGCCUUCAGGACCACAGUCACUGCCCAUACAACAUAGUACUCAGUUUCCAGGCCCACCUCUGGCUGGUCCAACAAAUAUAGGUACCUCAGUGCCUCCUGUCAGUAGAAAUGUUGGGCCUUCAGUUCCUGGGCCUCUGAAUCCACCUUAUGCAAGUCCUAUAUCGGGUCCUGUCACUAACCCUCCAAUAAGUGGCCCUCAUAUGGGUUUCUCAGUAAAUGGACCACGCUUAAAUGCCUUACCGCCAAAUUCAGCAGUAGAAGCAAGGCCAGUGGGCCUAAAUGGUCCUUUACCACCAGUCUCUGGACCUCCCAAGCAGUUCAGUUCUGCAAAUCCUCUACCAAUGAUGCCAUCUGUAAGCUCUCCACCUGGUCAACCUUAUUUAAAUCAACCUGUAAGUCAGCCAGGACUUAACUCCAAUAUUGGUUCAAAUGUACCCACAGCACUAACACCGCCCAUGAAUCAAAAUAUACCAGUAAAUCAACAAGCGGGGCCUCCAAGUGGACCAACUGGUGGGCCAUUGAAAAGUAAUAUGCAGAGCAGAUAUCCUCAGAUGCCACAGGCCAGUUACAAUCAACAGUCUGCUCCGCAACAAUCUAUGAAAUAUCCACAGCAGUACAAUGCUCAAGGUUUGACACAGCAAAUGGGACAGUUGAGUGUAACCAAGCAAGGUUUUGACCAACUUUGGGGUCAUCACAUGGUUGACUUGCUGCAAACUAGACAUAUAUUGCCUGAAUACCCAGAGGAUCCUCCGGAAAUUAAGCUCGGACACCAGUUUGCUGAUUCACCCAAUUGUAGUCCUGAAAUAUUCAGAUGCACGCUGAAUAAGAUACCAGAAACGAACAGCCUACUCCAGAAGUCAAGACUACCGUUGGGCAUACUCAUACAUCCAUUCAAGGAUCUCAAUCAUCUACCAGUGAUCCAGUGCGCUACGAUAGUCCGCUGUCGGGCUUGUCGGACGUACAUCAAUCCGUUUGUCUACUUCGUCGAUGCGAAGCGAUGGAAAUGCAAUCUGUGUUAUAGGGUCAAUGACUUGCCAGAAGAGUUUCAAUACGACCCGGUGAGCAAGUCGUACGGCGACCCGUCGCGGAGGCCGGAGAUCAAGUCGGCGACCAUAGAGUUCAUCGCGCCCGGCGAGUACAUGCUGCGACCCCCGCAGCCCGCGGUCUACCUGUUCUUGUUCGACGUGUCGCAGAUAGCCACAGACUCCGGCUACCUUCAGGUCGUCUGCGACGUGCUGAUGAGCAACCUGGACCAGCUGCCGGGCGACGCGCGGACGCAGAUCGGCUUCAUCUGCUACGACACCCACGUGCACUACUACUCCAUGGGCGAGGGGCUCGCCAGGCCCAAGGAGAUGACCGUCCUGGACAUCGACGAUAUAUUCCUGCCGUCCCCGGAGUCGCUGCUGGUGAACCUGGGCGAGCGGCGCGAGGCGGUGUGCGCGCUGCUGGGCGCCCUGCCCGCGCGCGCCGCCCCCGCGCCCCGCGGCCCCGCGCCCCCCGCCUCCGCGCUGGGCGCCGCGUUGCAGGCCGCCUACAGGCUCAUGGCGCCAACGGGCGGGCGCAUCACGGUGUUCCAGACGUGCCUGCCCACCGCCGGCCCCGGCGCGCUGCACUCCAGAGAGGAUCCCAACGCGAGAUCUUCGAAAGAUGUGAACCACUUGAACCCGGCGACCGACUUCUACAAACGUUUGGCUCUCGACUGCAGCGGCGCGCAGCUGUCCAUUGACUUGUUCCUGUUGAACUCGCAGUAUUCUGACCUUGCGACGUUAAGCGGCAUGAGCAAGUUCAGCGGCGGGUCGGUGUACCACGUGCCGCUGUACUCGAGCGCGCGGCCGCAGCACGUGCGCACGCUGCAGCGCAUGCUCACGCGCUACCUCACCAGGAAGAUCGGCUUCGAGGCCGUCAUGAGGGUCCGCUGCACCAGAGGAAUCUCCAUACACACGUUCCACGGCAACUUCUUCGUGCGGUCCACGGACCUGUUGUCGCUGCCCAACGUGUCCCCGGACGUGGGUUUCGGCAUGCAGCUCACCAUCGAGGAGUCGCUGUCCGACCUGCAGCAGGUCUGCUUCCAGGCCGCGCUGCUCUACACCAGCAGCAAGGGCGAGAGGCGGAUACGGGUGCACACGCUGGCGCUGCCGCUGGCCAGCACGCUGCCCGAGGUGCUGCACGCCGCCGACCAGCACUGCAUCAUAGGACUGGUCAGCAAAAUGGCGGUGGACCGUUGCGUGUCGGCGUCGCUGGCGGAGGCGCGCGAGGCGCUGACCAACGUGGCUGCGGACGCACUGAGCGCGCACCGCCUCGCGCAGAACGCGCCCGCCGCCGCGCCCGGCCUGCCCGCGCCCGCCGCGCUGCGCCUGCUGCCGCUCUACCUGCUCGCGCUGCUCAAGCGGAAAGCGUUCAGGACGGGCACGUCGACGCGGCUGGACGACCGCGUGGCCGACAUGUGCUCGCUGAAGUGCCUGCCGCUGGAGCAGCUGCUGCGGCUCGUGUACCCCGCGCUGUACCCGCUGCACGCGCUCGCCCCCCCGGCCCCCCCGCACGACGCGCCUUGCCCCCCGCGCCUGCACCUGUCCGCCGAGAGGAUCAACAGCAACGGCGCGUACCUGCUGGACGACGGCGAGUGCAUGAUCAUCUACGUGUGCCACGGCGUCGCGCCCGCCUUCCUGGCCGACGCGUUCGGAGUCUCCGCGCAUGCGCAGCUCGGCGACGAGGGCCGCGCCCUGCCGCGCCUCGACACCGAGCCCAGCGCGCUGCUGCACGCCUUCAUAGACAAACUCAACGACGACAGACCUUACGCCUCCGAAAUUUUGAUAUUGAAAGACAAUUCCCCGUCGAGACACCUGUUCUUGGAGAGGCUGGUGGACGACCGAGUCGAGUCGGCAUUCUCCUACUACGAGUUUCUGCAGCACAUCAAGAGCUUAGUGAAAUGAUUGUCGUGUGACUAUCGAGUGACUUUUCAGCUCGAUUUGAAACUGCAUUAGUGUCGUAACGUGCUGUGAAGCGUUUGUAAAUGACUGAAUGUGACACUGCCCUAAUGUAAGCGAGUUUCGAUGAGAACUGGCACGUAUCGAUUUUUCGAUAUCGAUAAAUAUAACAUCGAUUUUUCUAUUUGUAGAGGCUAAAUAUGUUUUGUUUGUUACGAAAAUAUAUUUCUAAACGUCUCUAUCUCUCACUCUCUCUAAAUUAGUGUAAGUUAUAACAAUGUGGCUUACAAACCUUAGUCUUCCGCGACGACGAGAAUAGUGAUGUGAUUGAAUCGUCGAUAUAAAAUUGAAUGAGAUUUUUACCGAAAAUGUUUUCUAAUAAAAUCUGUGGCUUUUAAGACUCAAAAAGUGCUUUAUUGUUUCGGUUUCAAGAAUCAUCAAGAAUGAUGUAACUGCACUAGGCGACGUUGCCGAUGCAUUGUCGCUGUCAGUAACAAGGACAACGGUAAGACCAUCGAAAAAAAGUUUUCAAUCGAAACUCGUGUCACUCAAAGCUGAAAGCACAAACAAGUACGAAUAUUUCGAUUAAAAUUUGUAUCGAACAUUGUGUGUGCGUUCAAAAUUGAGCUUAAUGUAUAUUGACAAUAGAGUUAGAAUAAAUGUGUUGGAAAUAGAUGUUAUGUUCGAUACAUGGAAUUUUUGGAUUAGUUUUUUUUUUGUCAAUAUCUAAUUAUGAAACAACUCACGGAACUAAGCAGUCAUUUUUGUCACUUCAUACAAAAACUUGCCCAUGAAAUAUGUCUGAUUAAAGUCGCUAAACAAGUUCUAUACCAAAGCUUGCUUUGCGGUAAUGGGGUGUACAGGGAAAAAACAUAGUAUAAAAAAAAA
Messenger RNA from Bombyx mandarina (wild silkworm), 4560 nucleotides. It is a transcript of the gene Sec24AB, whose product is annotated as Protein transport protein Sec24AB. Gene Ontology annotation, biological process: intracellular protein transport; COPII-coated vesicle cargo loading; endoplasmic reticulum to Golgi vesicle-mediated transport. Gene Ontology annotation, molecular function: SNARE binding; zinc ion binding. The record is from RefSeq and is a predicted model, not a curated record. Gene Ontology annotation, cellular component: endoplasmic reticulum exit site; COPII vesicle coat. Lineage: Eukaryota; Metazoa; Arthropoda; Insecta; Lepidoptera; Bombycidae.